Molecule: messenger RNA, 1935 nt
Organism: Puccinia graminis f. sp. tritici CRL 75-36-700-3
Lineage: Eukaryota; Fungi; Basidiomycota; Pucciniomycetes; Pucciniales; Pucciniaceae
Exons: 4
Coding region: 27-1652 (541 amino acids)
Source: RefSeq, a predicted model, not a curated record
CUGUCCCUUUGAAACUCAGAAAACCCAUGGCCCUCCAUGCCCAUGCCCGAGUUUGCUUGAGAAAACUCAGGGGCAUGACCACCAAUAUCUCUCGGAAACUCGUCCCCUGCGGAUCUCAAGUAUUCGCUAUAGACGCGAUACCUGGGCUCAAACUGGCUUGGAAUAAGUACGCUCGCAUCCUGAUUUGCAAGGACUGCCACGUUGGGAUCCCGUUCGAGGAUCUCCCAGUCCACGCGAAACGACACGGUGUCGUAGAUCUCAAGGAGGCCGAUGUUGAGGCACUUAUCGAUUACCUUGAUCAGGAUCUCAAGGUCGAUACACCGGUUCUCUUUCCCAACCUUCCGCGUGGCUACAACCUCCAACAACCCGGCGAGCCCGUCCAAGGCCUAUUUGUUCGCCAUGGGCUAACUUGUGACCACGAUGGAUUUGCCUGCAUUAAUCAGCAAUCGAUGAAGGACCACUGUGAUGCGAUACACAGUGAUUAUGUUAGACGUGGAUGGCCGGUUAGUACCAGUAAAAUCUUUUGUCAAACUCUCUCGAGUGGCAAGCAUGCCGUUUACUUUGGCGUAAGGUACCGACAUCAGCCUUCUGGUUCACUGGCGGGUUAUCAAGACCUCACAUCCGAUGAAUCCGAGCGGAGAUCUGAAGAAGAGAAUCAAGCCUCAGCUAUCCCGCCAGAAGCUGCCCAAGCCAAUCCAUCUAACCGGCCACCCGGUGAUAAGACUCCUAAAUCUAAGCUACAACCUAGUAAUGAACCAGCAGACACCCGCCGAUUUCCGGCUCCGUCUCAGCCAGAUGCUCCAGUUCAUAAGACUACUACUAGUAUCUCACUCGCCAAGUCUACCGGCAUUCUUGCCCACAUCGAAUCUUACACGGAAAAAAGAAUCAAUAAACAUCUGGCUUUUGUGAAAUUAGUCACCAAUCGAUUCCAGCCCGCUUUCCAACCUCUUAUCCAGAAGUGGCUGGAAAAUCGCACCCAGAAACUCGGAAGCUUGUCUUUAACAUUAAGAAGAGCAGUGCUCUCGGCAUCCACUCAAAUCGAAUCCUGUGAAGUCUUAGAUCCACUUGAGGGGGAGUCUUCCGUUGCAAAAUACUCGACGACCUUGACCCAGUUGCUGCUCUUUGCGGGAAGAUGUCGCAAACAGCAUGUUGUUGGGAAUGAGAACCUAGAACAAGCUGCUCAUGCGGAACUUGUUGCUAUCUUCCUCAACACAUACCGCUCUGCACGAUCUCCGACUGAGGCUCUCUUCAAAUCGAUCGACAAACUCGUCAUCGGCUUUAUCCUGUUCUCCAAUCAAUUCCAUCGUCCCCAAGUCCAAUCUCCUCUCGAGGAGUUCAUCGCGCUUUCGUUUUACAAAGGCAGUCAUGACGGUUACGAUUCGGCCCUCAAAUUCGUCAAUACACUCACCAAGAUCCAAUAUUGUAUCCAGAUUGCCAUGGUUUUCUCUUUCUGUACCGAGGCAUCGAUCUUCGAAACAUAUCUCAAGAGCAAAUCCUUGAACCCUUCCCAAUCACAAAUGAAAGAAUCCUUGAAAAAACACCGGCUUAGAUUCUUUCGACCGUUGCACAAUAACGAUUUCAACUCUCCCUUUAUCACCCUUCGGGAUUGGAAGCAACUCGGUUUGAAUGCACUCGAGGAAGCUAGAAAAUAACCGAUAGUCCAUAAAUCCUUCUAUUCGUUUCUCUACAUGAUUCCUAUCGGUGGCUCUUGAAAAUAUCGUUGUUAUGUACCAAAAAAAAUCUGCACAGAAUUGAUCUGUGUCUCUCUAUUUAUAAGCUGUUGAUUGAUAGGUAGUGAGCCCUCCUUUUCACUGUUUAAAGUGGCAUUAGGGAAAAACCAGCUUGUCUUGUUCCUACCACAGUCUCAUGAACCAAUUCUUUUCCAUCUCCUAACGGCCAGCUAAGUAAGAAGGAAUCUAAUGAGUUUUACAAUCU